AUGGAGACAGAGAUACAGGCACAGAUAGAGACAGAGAUACAGGCACAGAUAGAGACAGAGAUACAGGCACAGAUGGAGACAGAGAUACAGGCACAGAUAGAGACAGAGAUACAGGCACAGAUGGAGACAGAGAUACAGGCACAGAUAGAGACAGAGAUACAGAUAGAGACAGAGAUACAGGCACAGAUGGAGACAGAGAUACAGGCACAGAUAGAGACAGAGAUACAGGCACAGAUAGAGACAGAGAUACAGGCACAGAUGGAGACAGAGAUACAGGCACAGAUAGAGACAGAGAUACAGGCACAGAUGGAGACAGAGAUACAGGCACAGAUAGAGACAGAGAUACAGGCACAGAUAGAGACAGAGAUACAGGCACAGAUGGAGACAGAGAUACAGGCACAGAGAGAGACAGAGAGACAGGCACAGAUUCAGACAAAAGAACAGCAAGAAAGCAGGCAAAUAAGUUCAGCAGUUAUCAUACGACAAGCCCGGGAGGACCGACGACAAGCCCGGGAGGACCGACGACAAGCCCGGGAGAACCGACGACAAGCCCAGGAGGACCGACGACAAGCCCGGGAGGACCGACGACAAGCCCGGGAGGACCGACGACAAGCCCGGGAGAACCGACGACAAGCCCGGGAGGUCCGACGACAAGCCCAGGAGGACCGACGACAAGCCCGGGAGGUCCGACGACAAGCCCAGGAGGACCGACGACAAGCCCGGGAGAACCGACGACAAGCCCGGGAGGACCGACGACAAGCCCGGGAGGACCGACGACAAGCCCGGGAGGACCGACGACAAGCCCGGGAGGACCGACGACAACAA
Procambarus clarkii (red swamp crayfish) is the source of this 825-nucleotide messenger RNA. NCBI's taxonomy places the organism in Eukaryota, Metazoa, Arthropoda, Malacostraca, Decapoda, Cambaridae. The record is from RefSeq and is a predicted model, not a curated record.